This is a messenger RNA of Erpetoichthys calabaricus (reedfish), 1654 nucleotides long. RefSeq names its product hepatic lectin-like. The coding region runs from base 441 to 1511 and encodes 356 amino acids. The record is from RefSeq and is a predicted model, not a curated record. Lineage: Eukaryota; Metazoa; Chordata; Cladistia; Polypteriformes; Polypteridae. The transcript has 12 exons.
GUGACCAGGACACUUGACAGUUCAUGGGCCAGCACUGAAAAGGACAUGCCUCCUCUGCCCAGGACGUCUUCAGCCUGUGAAGCACAUGAGACAGAUGGCACUGGCUGCCAGUCAUGUGCCACUCUGAGGGCAUUGCAAGGGCACUCUACAUUAGUGCCAGCACCCCUGAGCUGCUCCGCUUUCUGUCACUCACCCAUCCACACACCUGUGGCAGCGAUGGCACUAACUGGUCAAGCUGAAGACAGUAAGCCAGUGUGCCACGGCCGAGCCCCUGUCCUCCAGAAGCCCCUCACAGAGGUCAGCGGCCUGCUGACACAAGUCAUCUCAUUGGCGGCUCCAGCGGGCAGCCGGAACUCAGCUGCUGCUUUCACUUCCCCCAGAAGAUGAAUUAAAAACACAGAGGGCUGCUGGUGUUCUUCAGAGGUGACCACACAGCUACGAUGGAGUCAGCAGAUUGCACAUUCUACACCGAGAUGGACACGGACGCGCUUGAAUCCAAAGGGCCGCCAUCACAGAGGACGACAGGUGCGCCGCUCAAACUGCGCUGCCCAGUGCGGCCACUUUACGUCGUUGGGGGCGGCAGUGCCAUUCUGUGGAUUGUCGUUUUGUGUCUUCACGUCACCAAAUCUUCAGAAAUGGCGGCAGAAAGUCAGCUUCUGAGGGCCGAGCAGGCGAAGGUCCAAGAGAGCUGCAACUCCUCGACGAUCGAGUCCAUGGAGGCCGAAAUUGAAGAGACACAAAACAAAGUUUCUGAAGUUUCCUCACAAAUGGAGAAUCUGCAGAGCACAGGUGAGACAGAAGACAUGAAGUGGACCGAGGCGUCCAUUAGCGGCUCAGCCUGUUACUGUCACCCGUGGUGUGAGGAGAGGCGCCCACGUGGGACUGGCCGUCACGGGUUUCAUCUCCAUGUCCUCCUCACACUCCUCUCUGUCCUUGCAGUUGCUGAAAUGUCUUCUCAGCUCCAGAACGUGGGAGCAGCCCUGAAGGAGAUGGCCCCUGAUAUGUCAACACAAAUGAGGAAACUGCAGCGUGAAGUCUCCAGACUUUCGCUACAAAUGAGGAUUCUGCAGAUGGGAGGCAGCGACAAGUCGUUCAAUCUGCACGAAUGGGAGGUGAAUGUCAGGAAUGAGACAGCCAACAGCAACUGGAGUGACCUGAGUGGACACCAGUACUACUUCUCCAGUGACAGGCUCUCCUGGUCGUCAGCAAGGGACACCUGUACCUCCAUGUCCUCCUAUCUGGCGGUGGUCACCACUGAGCAGGAACAGGAUUUCAUCAUUAGCAAAAUGAGAGAAAGGUCCUGGGUUGGACUGAGUGACCUGGAAGAGGAGUCCGUCUGGAAGUGGACAACCGGGGAGCCCGUGGAGCAAAGAUUUUGGGAAUCUGGUGAACCAAACAACGAGUUUGAUGAAGACUGUGGAGAAAUCAAGGAGAAUGGAAAGCUCAACGACAUUCCCUGUAAUCUGAGGAGACACUUUGUCUGUGAAAAAGACGACGUGGGGGCUCAGUAACAGAUGGGGACUGGCGGUCCUGCCAGGUGGGACUCAAUGUGCCCUCCAUCACCAUCGGCUUUGGUGUCUUCAGUCCUGAGAACGUGCAGGACAUCAAUAAAUAAAUUAAAGACGUCAAACCAUAAACUGUGUUCUCAAGCGUU